AUGGAGUAAUUAAAACUAGAAGACCCUUUAACAUACACCUUUUUAAAGCCAAAUAAAAAGGCUUAUUUAUACUUUCCUAAGGAAAAAGAUUAGUACAUUGGAGAAGGAAAAAAAUUAAUGAGAUUAUUUUUUGAUGGACCCGUCACAAUAACUCAAUUUGAAAAGGAAGAAUACGAAAAGUUUGAAAAAUAACUGAUAGAUAGUGGAGAUGAAUAAAAGCAUUUGUAGGAUAAAUAGGUUUGGACAAAAUCAAAUAAGAUGCGCUUUUUAUAAGCAAGCGGAUGGAAAUAUAAUGUUGCAAUAAAUAAUAUAAGCUAGCAUAAUGAUUGGAGAAAAAGUAGCUUACCUAUUAAAUUAGAUGAUGAAAUUAUCUAAUUUUUGUAAUCAGGUAUUCUCUACUUGCACGGUCGUGAUAACAGAAAUAGACCUAUUAUGGUUUUAAAUGCAUAUAAAAUAGAUACUAAAAAAAUGAGUGAAGAUAGUCUUAUCAAAGGUGUUUCCUUUUUCUUAGAGGUCGUCGUUAAUAAUAUGUUAUUACCAGGAUAAAUUGAAAAUUGGGUUAUUAUUCUAGACUUCAACUAAAUGGGACUCUUUUCAUUCCCUGUGAUGUCAUUUAAAAAGAUGAUUGGAUUUUUAUAAUCUAAUUACAGAGCUAGAAUGUAUAAGCUAUAUUGUGUAAAUACUCCUAAUUCUAUUUGGGUACCUUGGAAAGCUGUUUAGAUUUUCUUAGAAGAGAACACUAUUUAAAAAGUGAACUUUUCUAAAUAAAAUACUCCAACAGAUCUUUUUAAGCAUUGUAAUAAAUCACAAGUUGAAGCUAAAUUUGGUGGAAGUGCUGCUGAUCUUAAAGAAUUUUCAUGGCCUCCAAAAGUUAUAUAAGGAGAAACUUGUGCUGAAGGAGAAAAUGAAAGUGAUUUUUUAAUAACAGUAGAAGAAUACAAAAAAAAAUAUUAAAAUAAAGAGCUAUAGGGUUGCGAAAUUUGUUAAGAGUAUAUUAAAUGA
Molecule: messenger RNA, 1002 nt
Organism: Tetrahymena thermophila SB210
Lineage: Eukaryota; Ciliophora; Oligohymenophorea; Hymenostomatida; Tetrahymenidae
Product: CRAL/TRIO domain protein
Exons: 5
Source: RefSeq, a predicted model, not a curated record